AUGUUGGGUACUCGACAACCUUUGCGCCUACGAUCUGCCUGUACGGAGUGUUACACAGCUAAGGUUCGCUGUAGCGGCGAGAAGUAUGGCUGUGACCGCUGUCGCCAGAACGGCCUCUCCUGCGAGUACCAAAUUUCAAUGGUAGGUCGUGCGCCAAAGAAAAAACGGAUGAAAGCGAACGACCGGACUCUCCGACUGCGAGAAUCGCGAGUUCUGCCCAGCGCGACUUUACCCCAAUCAGUCCCACAAAGCGGGUCUUCUCAACAACCGCUAGUCAGCGCAUCCAGGACAGGGCAUCAGCCUACCUCAGUGAAUACCACAAUGGGAGGUGAUUCCAUUCUCACGAUGGGGGAGUUUACCGCCGGCUCGGCCGACACGGAGAUCAACAGUUAUCUGCUGAACCUGUUAAGUGACUUCCCAGAUCUGCCGCUGGUUUCACCCGGCGCGACCGAUCCUUCCUGGCUAGGAACGGAAAACUUAUUCCCUGAUCUGUGUACAGAACUCUCUGGAAUUUCCACUUCCGAGGGCAUGUCCGAUAAGCACACUCUGGGGUUCCCCAUCCAGGAGCGGACGGCGGAUCCGGUACGGUCCCGAUUGGCGGAACAAAACGAGGCGAGAGCUCCAGUCUCCCCUAGCUAUCGCGAUAAUUCGGUCAUUUCGGCUUACCCGCAUGCUGCUGCCCUAUUGAAGACCAUUGAGUGCUUGGAAGAGCAGCUCCAGACCUCCCAGGUCCCGAUCGAUCAAGCGAUGCGGUUGAACCGGCAAGCCAUGGCCAAGGUACGGGAGGUGAGCAAGACCGACGAAUUUCGACGGUGCCAUAGUUGUCCGCUCUUGGUGGCGACCAUCAUGGAUCUGGUGGUAGGGUUGUAUGAGGUCGUGAUCCUCUCCACCCAGCGCCAUGCGGGCAACGAAGACGCUGUGCCCUUGGAAGAUGGGAAUAACAUGCCUUGGCAUAACUCUCUGUUUCAGCAGCCAGUUGAGACGAGCGAGAUGCCGAGUAGUGGAUCGAGUCCCAGAUCGGCCAUCGGCGGCAGCUCGGAACCACCACUUUUCCAGUUUGGAUGUCUUGAGUUUGAUCCGGAGGAGCAAGAGAUCUUCCGAGCUGCAAUGAUGCGGCGUGAUUUGCGACGGUGCGUUGAAACUAUUCAGUACUGUAGUCAAGAGAUUCUACAACAACAGAAAAAAGCUUCAGAUCUAUGCAGUGGACCUCGCAACAGGGGUUUUCAAUCGAGAAGGCCAUCAAAUAAGAUACACACUCAGUGGUACCAGGAGAUGGGAUACCGGACUAAGGAGCUUCUCAUCGCUCUUCCCGCCCAGUGCAGCAGACACUGA
Penicillium crustosum is the source of this 1332-nucleotide messenger RNA. Its product is annotated as Zn(II)2Cys6 transcription factor domain-containing protein. Gene Ontology annotation, biological process: regulation of DNA-templated transcription. The record is from RefSeq and is a predicted model, not a curated record. Gene Ontology annotation, molecular function: zinc ion binding; DNA-binding transcription factor activity, RNA polymerase II-specific. The coding region runs from base 1 to 1332 and encodes 443 amino acids. The transcript has 2 exons. Lineage: Eukaryota; Fungi; Ascomycota; Eurotiomycetes; Eurotiales; Aspergillaceae.